AUGGAACAACUAGAGCAAUCCCUCCGUCCUGAACAGAGCUCAGUUGAUCCAAGGAGAAAAAGGCUGAUGAUGCAACUCGAAGAACUGAGCAAGAAUCUACCACGGCCCGGCGAAGGGCGAAGCCGUAGCAGGACAGGGUGGAAGGGAAAGAAACCACAAGGGCCAGAGGAAAGAAACACAGCGGGAGAUCAUAAAAGUCAGGCUUCCAGUUCACAUUCAUCAGAACAGCCUCUCGAUUCCAAGAGGCUAAGAAGGCUUAAGAACAACAGGGAAUCCUGCAAGAGAUCCUGGCUCAGGAGGGAACUGAAGAAGUUUGACCUCGAGGACACACUUCAAGGGCUGAAGAGGAAAGUUGAGCUACUACGUGGUAUGGUUGCCUACUAUACCCAUCGACAGGCAGAAGUAGAGACGAAAAACAAAGAACUUCAAAGCAAAUUAACCAAUCUUCUUCGUGACAGCCAUAUCAAAGAAGCUAAACGGGAGACAUUGGCACAAGAACUGCAGCAACUAAAAGAGCUCCAUGGAAUACAGCAGAAGAUUCUGAUGCAGCAGUCACAGCAAGCCCAACAAUCCCAACAGAAUUUUAAGAUGCCUCUCCAAGCCUUCCAACCAAGUCCAAUCGACAACUUUAGGGAUACUAACAUUUUCUUCAAGAAACCUUGA
Molecule: messenger RNA, 663 nt
Organism: Elaeis guineensis (African oil palm)
Lineage: Eukaryota; Viridiplantae; Streptophyta; Magnoliopsida; Arecales; Arecaceae
Source: RefSeq, a predicted model, not a curated record